Paramecium primaurelia is the source of this 2638-nucleotide messenger RNA. NCBI's taxonomy places the organism in Eukaryota, Ciliophora, Oligohymenophorea, Peniculida, Parameciidae. The record is from the annotation of a GenBank genome assembly.
AUGGAAUUGACAAAUUAAAGAUCAAAUUUAGAAAUGAAAUAUAUUAAGUUAUUGAAGGAAACAGAAGAAAGAGAAAAAUAAGUAAAGGAAAGUAAAUAAUCUAAUAUUAAAUUAAUAAGGUAGAGUAUAAACAAGAAAAAAAAAGGAAGAGCUUGAGAGAUUUGAAGAUAACAUUAAGAGUUUGAAUAUAAGGGGUUAAUCAGUAGGAGAAAUCUUAAUGAAGAUAAAUGAUGAAAAAUGUAUAUAGAAAAAUAAUCUAUUUAUCAUAGAUAUUGCAAAAUUGAAUAGUGGAUAAAGAUAUGUAGUUGGUGCUAAACCUAACCUAGAUAGGACAAAAUUAGUAAUAGGAACAAGAAUUGCACUUGAUUAAGAUACAUAUACUAUUUGUAGAAUAAUGCCUAGAGAGGUUGAUCCUUAGGUAUUUCAUAUGGCACAUGAAGAUCCAGGAAAGGUGUUAUUUGAUGAGAUUGGAGGAUUAAAUGAUUAGUUAAGAAUCUUAAGAGAAGUGAUAUUUCUUAUUGUUAUAGGAUUAUAGACAAUUGAGUUACCUAUCACUAAUCCAGAACUAUUUAAAAGAGUUGGAGUGAAACCUCCAAAAGGUUGUUUAAUGUAUGGUCCUCCAGGAACAGGUAAAACUUUGAUUGCAAGGUAUAAUAUAAUUUGAGAUUAUUGAUAGAGCAUUGGCUUGUAAUGUUUAGGCGAAGUUCUUAAAAAUAGUAGCAUCUAGUAUAGUUGAUAAGUACAUUGGAGAAAGUGCUAGAGUUAUAAGAGAAAUGUUUACUUAUGCUAAAGAAAAUUAACCUUGUAUAAUAUUCAUGGAUGAAAUUGAUGCUAUUGGAGGAAGAAGAUUUAGUGAUGGAACUUCAGCAGAUAGAGAAAUUUAAAGAACUCUUAUGGAAUUAUUAAAUCAAUUAGAUGGUUUUGAUGAUUUGGGAAAAGUUAAAGUAGUAAUGGCAACUAAUAGACCAGAUAUUUUGGAUCCAGCUUUGUUAAGACCAGGAAGAUUGGAUAGAAGUAAAAUUCUAUUUAAAUUUAUUAGAGGUUGAAAUACCAUUACCUAAUGAAUAAGCUAGAUAUGAUAUAUUAAAAAUUCAUUCAAGAAUGAUUACAACUAAAGGAGAAGUAGAUUUUGAAUAGUUAUCAAAAUUAUGUGAAGAAUUUAAUGGAGCUGAUCUAAGAAAUGUAUGUACUGAAGCUGGUAUACUAAUAAUAAAUUAUAUUUAGGUAUGUUUGCUAUUAGAGCAGAUAGAGAUUAUGUAAUUGAGGAAGAUUAUUUCAAAGCAGGUAGGAAGAUUAAAGAAGCCAAAAAAUUAGAAUCAAAACUAGAAUAUCAAAAAGUUUGAACACUUUAUUUUUUAUAUUCUAUACAAAGNUAAGUAAAGGAAAGUAAAUAAUCUAAUAUUAAAUUAAUAAGGUAGAGUAUAAACAAGAAAAAAAAAGGAAGAGCUUGAGAGAUUUGAAGAUAACAUUAAGAGUUUGAAUAUAAGGGGUUAAUCAGUAGGAGAAAUCUUAAUGAAGAUAAAUGAUGAAAAAUGUAUAUAGAAAAAUAAUCUAUUUAUCAUAGAUAUUGCAAAAUUGAAUAGUGGAUAAAGAUAUGUAGUUGGUGCUAAACCUAACCUAGAUAGGACAAAAUUAGUAAUAGGAACAAGAAUUGCACUUGAUUAAGAUACAUAUACUAUUUGUAGAAUAAUGCCUAGAGAGGUUGAUCCUUAGGUAUUUCAUAUGGCACAUGAAGAUCCAGGAAAGGUGUUAUUUGAUGAGAUUGGAGGAUUAAAUGAUUAGUUAAGAAUCUUAAGAGAAGUGAUAUUUCUUAUUGUUAUAGGAUUAUAGACAAUUGAGUUACCUAUCACUAAUCCAGAACUAUUUAAAAGAGUUGGAGUGAAACCUCCAAAAGGUUGUUUAAUGUAUGGUCCUCCAGGAACAGGUAAAACUUUGAUUGCAAGGUAUAAUAUAAUUUGAGAUUAUUGAUAGAGCAUUGGCUUGUAAUGUUUAGGCGAAGUUCUUAAAAAUAGUAGCAUCUAGUAUAGUUGAUAAGUACAUUGGAGAAAGUGCUAGAGUUAUAAGAGAAAUGUUUACUUAUGCUAAAGAAAAUUAACCUUGUAUAAUAUUCAUGGAUGAAAUUGAUGCUAUUGGAGGAAGAAGAUUUAGUGAUGGAACUUCAGCAGAUAGAGAAAUUUAAAGAACUCUUAUGGAAUUAUUAAAUCAAUUAGAUGGUUUUGAUGAUUUGGGAAAAGUUAAAGUAGUAAUGGCAACUAAUAGACCAGAUAUUUUGGAUCCAGCUUUGUUAAGACCAGGAAGAUUGGAUAGAAGUAAAAUUCUAUUUAAAUUUAUUAGAGGUUGAAAUACCAUUACCUAAUGAAUAAGCUAGAUAUGAUAUAUUAAAAAUUCAUUCAAGAAUGAUUACAACUAAAGGAGAAGUAGAUUUUGAAUAGUUAUCAAAAUUAUGUGAAGAAUUUAAUGGAGCUGAUCUAAGAAAUGUAUGUACUGAAGCUGGUAUACUAAUAAUAAAUUAUAUUUAGGUAUGUUUGCUAUUAGAGCAGAUAGAGAUUAUGUAAUUGAGGAAGAUUAUUUCAAAGCAGGUAGGAAGAUUAAAGAAGCCAAAAAAUUAGAAUCAAAACUAGAAUAUCAAAAAGUUUGA